AUAUACUUAAACAACAAUGGGCUAGUGAUUUAAUGAAACAAUGCCAAUUAAUUGUAACAUGGUCUAAAAAAUCUCAUCAAGCUGGAGAAUUACUUCGAGAUUUACAACAAGAAUAUUUAAUCUCUGGCAGUGGUAUUCAGUCUUCAGUUAAAACAUGCUGGUCAACAGCUUGGGAUUGUCUUACUUCAAUUUUACGAUUACAACCAUGUCUUUUAAUGGAAGCUGUAAAAGCUGUUGAAUAUAAAUUAACUUCAUUAGCAGAUGUUUAUAUUCAAUUAGUUCAAUUAGCUUCUGCAAUAUAUCAUAUUCCAGUAGAGACUAAAUAUAUAGAAUUUCGAAAAACUUGUAUUCAAAUUUACAAUCGCAGAUGGGAUGAAUUUGAUUUUGAAAUUUUUAAAUUAGGUUAUUUUUUUCAUCCUAAGUAUCGUG
Cetraspora pellucida is the source of this 429-nucleotide messenger RNA. NCBI's taxonomy places the organism in Eukaryota, Fungi, Glomeromycota, Glomeromycetes, Diversisporales, Gigasporaceae. The record is from the annotation of a GenBank genome assembly.